AUGUUCGCUGCCUUUGAUGCAAUCCCGACAUCCACGUCGCUGCUGAUGCAGUGCGGCUACCGCAGUAAGGUCUGUACCAACGUGCGCGCUACGAAAAUCGACGGUUCUCUCCACAACCUCUGCGAGUUCCACCGUCGCAAAGCAAACGCAAGCCAGCAGCGUCUUCAUCAGCGCCACCGCGAAGAGCGA
Messenger RNA from Phytophthora sojae, 189 nucleotides. RefSeq lists its product as hypothetical. Lineage: Eukaryota; Oomycota; Peronosporomycetes; Peronosporales; Peronosporaceae. The transcript has a single exon. The record is from RefSeq and is a predicted model, not a curated record. The annotation marks the transcript as partial.